GUGACGACCGACGGCCGUGACUAAAGCUAACACCAAACUAGCAACUGUUGCCUGGUAGAAUUGCUUAGCUACGAGGAAAAACGUGUGAACAGAUGAGUUCAUGCUGCACGGCCUUCGAAAUAAUUUGACACAUGCAGUGACAAUGUGAAAGCCACAAAAGGUCUCUGGUGUGUGUGUGUGUGAGAGAGAGUGUGUUUCCAGCCGCAGAAUCAAUUUCGAUCAGUUUUUCCUACUUCCCCUCCUUUUUUAUCCUCCCAUUCAAUCUCACUCUCUCCCACUCUGUUGUUUGUCCUCCUUUCUGUUCUGUUUCAUAUUGUUGUUUUUCUCUGGUGUGUGCUGAGGUUUACUUCCUGUUGGUUUGGGGGGUGUGGUCAUGUGUGACAGAGAGAGAGAGAGACAGAGAGAGAGAGAGAGGGAGGCUGAUACACUGAUACACUCCUCCUUUUUUGGUGACAAGCUGAGUUGGUGAGAGAGAGUUUUACUUUACGUAGAGAGCACACACACAUGUACACGCACACACAUCGUACAAGCACACACAGCAUCAAAGGACCGCUCCAGUAUGUGGUUGCCAGAUAUCAGGAUGUCGAAGCCAGGAGAGGCCGACAAAGAAGGGGUCGACUCCCCCAUGGAGGGCACAGACUGUGAGCGGAAUGGACCGGAAUCAAAUCACCAGACAAUGAAAGGCAGUCCCUUCCCUCUCUCACCGACGUUAGGCAGCGGCAAGAAUAAGAUGGAUGAGGGUGGUGAGAUGUCCCCCUCCCUGCCUCCCUCUCAGGGCCCGACUCCCUCACAUGCAGCCCUGCAGCCCACACAGCUCAUGCUGACCGGGUUGACGACUCUGUUGCCAGCCCAGCAGCAGUUGCUGCUGCAGCAGGCUCAGGCCCAGCUCCUGGCUGCAGCAGUGCAACAGUCCAGUGCAGCCCACGCUGCCCACGCUGCCCACGCAGCAGCACAGGCCAAUCAAAAAGCCCAGGCAGCGGUGGCAGCAGCAGCAGUGGCAGCAGCAGCCAAUCAUCAAGCCCAUCAGCAGCAGCAGCAGCAGCAUGCAGGACAGACGGCUCCACAGUCCCAGUCCCAGGGACAAGGACAGAACUCCCAGGAACAAACAGUCCCUCCUCCUCAGCUCACCCUGUCCCAGCCGUUCCAGCUCACAGCCCAGGACAUCCAGCAGCUGCUGCAGUUACAACAGUUGGUGUUGGUGCCCGGACACUCACUCCCGUCUACUGCCCCGUUCCUUCUGCCCCAGGCCCAGCAGGCUCAGCCAGGACUCCUCCCGACACCAAAUCUCAUAACGCUACCUCAGCAAAACCAAGGGAGUCUGCUGUCGGCUCAGACCAGGAUGGGACUCCAAGCACAGCAGCGAGAUAAGAGCGUGGAGGUGAGCAGCGGCGCAGGGGUCACCGCGAUGCCUUCAGUGACCUCUCACUCUGAGGAACCCAGUGACCUGGAGGAGCUGGAACAGUUCGCUCGCACUUUCAAACAGAGACGUAUCAAACUGGGCUUCACACAGGGGGAUGUCGGUCUGGCCAUGGGAAAACUGUACGGCAACGACUUCAGCCAGACGACCAUCUCACGCUUCGAGGCCCUGAACCUCAGCUUUAAGAACAUGUGCAAACUGAAGCCCCUGCUGGAGAAGUGGCUGAACGACGCAGAGACCAUGUCCAUAGACAGCACCCUGCCGAGUCCCAGCUCCUUGUCCUCUUCCUCUCUGGGCUUCGACGGCAUUCCAGCUCGCCGCAGAAAGAAGAGAACGAGCAUCGAGACAAACGUACGCGUGGCCCUGGAGCGCGCAUUUAUGACGAACCAGAAGCCUACCUCAGAGGAGAUCCUACUGAUUGCAGAGCAGCUUAACAUGGAGAAGGAAGUCAUUCGGGUCUGGUUCUGCAACCGUCGGCAGAAAGAGAAGCGGAUCAACCCGAGCAGCGCCACACCCCCCCUGACCAGCCAGCCCCCGACUGCCCAACCAGCGCACAAACCUCCCUGCUACAGCCCUCACAUGAUGUCCAACCAGCUGUCCCAGGCAGUAACCAGUCUCAGCAGCACAACAGUGACUACCUUGUCCUCCAUCUGUCCCCCGACUUCCAGCCUCUCCUCUACUCACCCCUCCAUCAGCUCUACUCACCCCUCCAUCAGCUCCACGCCUUCACCGGUGACCCCUCCUCCCCGGAGCACGGCCAGUCCAGCCACUCCCCGCCACAAACCAGAAGCCUACCUCAGAGGAGAUCCUACUGAUUGCAGAGCAGCUUAA
Molecule: messenger RNA, 2248 nt
Organism: Cynoglossus semilaevis (tongue sole)
Lineage: Eukaryota; Metazoa; Chordata; Actinopteri; Pleuronectiformes; Cynoglossidae
Product: POU domain, class 2, transcription factor 2
Exons: 14
Coding region: 560-2248 (562 amino acids)
Biological process (GO): regulation of transcription by RNA polymerase II
Cellular component (GO): nucleus
Molecular function (GO): RNA polymerase II cis-regulatory region sequence-specific DNA binding; DNA-binding transcription factor activity, RNA polymerase II-specific
Source: RefSeq, a predicted model, not a curated record